CCCUGGGGACCCAGCGUGCGUCUGAGAGGCGAUGGGGGAGGUGGGAUAGGGCUUGGGGAACCGACCGGGGCAGGGAAGCCGAGCGACACAGUGAGGAGAGACCGGCACAAAGACUUAGGGGCAGAGAGAGGUCCAGAACCUGUGAGGCUGCCCACGAGGGACAGUGAAGUAACUGAACAGAUACAGAGACCGAGACACCGACAAGAAGAAAGUCAACAGGGAGGGAUUUCUACUCUCAGAGACCUAGACAAUGUGCAUUGUCUACCAAGCCAGCUCCAGCUCGUCUGACUCCCUAAAACGAAGUAACUCUCUCGUAACUACCUUCUGAUAAGAAUCCAGCCUGCAAAUGCUUGGGGUUAGAGCUGUAUCACCCCUAGGACACGGGGCAAGAACUGAGACUCCCGGGCCUGCUGCCCCUUAGGACACUAAUUCGACUUCGGGCUUUUAUUUGAGUGUUCCUUGUAUCUUUCACCCUUUCUGUUCUUUCUCUCUCAUCUUCCCGGAACCACCUAUGUCAUGGGCUAGUUCCCUCCACGAGGUAAAUAACUCUUUGACACGCACUCAUUGCGUUUAUUUUUAGCUUUAAAAAAAUAUUUGACAGUCUGAGCAGAGUUCAUUCUCCAGGAUGGGGGGACAAACCGAGAGAAAGAGAAAACAGACCAAGCCGGAAACGGAAGGAAGCAGGGAGGAGGAUGGAAAGACACAGACAGUCGCGGGUGGGAAAAACUCGAGAAAAACGACGCAGAAAGCCCGCUUCGGGCAGGGGCGGCCUCUGGCGCUCUCGGCUGGACUCCCUGCGCAGCGUCCUCGGGGCCGAACUACAGCUUCCGGCGGGCCUGCGAGCGCCGGGCGCAGGGUGUAGAGCGCCGACGGGGGCGGGCCCCAGGAGGGCUCCGCGUCUGCGGAGCCCCGGCGAUCUUCAGCCUCCGCCCACAACAUGGAGGCUGAGCGCGGCCGCCUCCGCGAAGAGGCCCUGUGAGGCAGGAGAUGGGCAAGAGCCGCAGCCCCACCGGCUCCGCGGAAGCAGCCGGCCGGCGCCGCGCUGCGGAGGCAGAGGCAGGUAUGGCAGGAGAGGCCAAGAGGCUGUCCUUGUGGGCACCCUGGUAGCUACCGUGGAAAGGCACUGGGGAGAGAGCUCAUCAAGGUGUGUGGCUCAGGGAGGCGGGAUGAAGACAACUCCCCGGCCGCAGGUGUCGGGGAUGGCACCCCUUGGUGGGAUUGGCCUCCGCCACAGUGCCAAGCGGGACCGAAAGUCCAUCACCCUACAGGUGAAGUUAGAGGUGCUUCGGAGGUUUGAGGAAGGUGAGAAGCUGACUCAGAUUGCCCGGGCCCUGGGGCUGGCGACCUCUACCGUCGCUUCGAUCCGUGUCAACAAGGACAAGAUCCGGGCCAAUUCUCAGGCGGCCACACCUGUCAGCGCCAUGCAGCUGACCCGCUGCCGGGGUGUGGUGAUGGGCCACAUGGAACGCUUGCUGAGCCUCUGGAUUGAGGAGCAAAAGCGGCAGAACCUGCCCAUCAGCACGCUGCUCAUCCAGGACAAGGCUCGCCGGCUCUUUGUGCAGCUGCAGCAUGAACAGGGUAAUGGCACUCAGGCUGAGACCUUUGGGGCUAGUAACGGCUGGUUUGCCCGAUUCAAGGCCCGCCACAAUGUGCUGUUGACAGACGAACCAUCUGUGGCUGACACCCAGGCUGCUGCCCACUACCCCCCAGUGCUGCGCACCAUUCUGGAGGAGGGCUGCUACUCGCCACGCCAAGUCUUCAACGUGGAUGAGACGGGCCUUUUCUGGAAGCGGCUCCCAGAGCGCAUGCUGCUGGCACUGGAAGGGGCGGCUGGGCCUGGCCUCAAGGCCUCUAAGGACCACCUGACCCUGCUGCUUGGUGGCAAUGCAGCUGGUGAUUUCAAACUGAAGCCUCUGCUGGUGUACCCCUCGGAGAACCCGCGUGCCCUCAAGGGCUGCUCCAAGGCCAACCUUCCUGUGGUCUGGCGCUCUAACCGCAAUGACUGGCUGACACCCAGCAUCUUCCAGGAGUGGUUUACUGGCUGCUUCUGCCCUGCCGUGGAGAGCUACUGUGCAAGCCACGGCCUCCCACACCGUGCCCUGUUGCUCUUGGAUGGUGCACCCUGCCACCCUGCUCACCUAGGUGGCCUCUCAGCCCACGUGCGAGUUGAGUUCCUGCCCAAGAACACAUCGGCCCUGAUCCAGCCCAUGAACCAGGGUGUCAUUGCCACAUUCAAGGCCUACUACCUGCGCCGCACGCUUGGCCAGCUGGUCCAGGAGACGGCUGGUGAAGACCGGCCCUCUGUGCGGGAGUUCUGGCGCAGCUACACUGUUGUCACUGCUGUGGACAACAUCGCUGACGCCUGGGCAGAACUGCAGCCUGCCACCAUGAACAGUGCCUGGAGGAAGCUCUGGCCUGAGUGCGUUCCUGCCGGCACACCCGAGCCUGACGCCGUGCCUCAGCUCCGCCACAGCAUUGUUGCACUGGCCAGCCGUGUGGGCCUUGGAGAUGCAGCAGAGGCUGAUGUCACCAACCUCCUGCAGGCCCGUGGGGAGCCCUCACCCCAUGACAUCCCCCAGGAUGCAGAGGAUGGGGACGUCAGCGGCUCCAGGUUGCCAUGGGAGGCAGGGAAAGGCUUGGUCUCCCGAAAACCAGAGCCAGAUUUCACGGAGGCUGUGGUGGCUGCGGGGACUGAGGAAGCUGAUGUGGGUGCUCUGAGCUCCGAGCACCUGGCCCAGGCCCUGACUCACUUUGCUGCUGGUUUACGGGUCCUCAUGGAGAAUGAUCCAAACCGGGAGCGCAGCCUACGGGUGUCCCGGGGUGUCCACUGUGCCCUCGCCCGCCUCCGGGAGCUGCACCGGGAAAGGAGGCGACAGGCUCGGGCCGCUGCAUCCUCAGGAGGGCCUGUGGCAGUGGCAAGGGAUUUGGCAGGAAAGCUGCCCUUGCCCCAAGUGGGGCCCAUAGAGGGUGGGGAAGGGCCUAAGGGCACAGGUCAUGAAGGUCAGACCUCUGGCUGUCCUGUAUGAUUUGGAGCUCGGGCUUGACCUCACAUGAUCUCUCUCAUGAUGUUUUGUUUCUGGAGGUCAGAUACUGCUACUUCGCUCCAAGGGUUCUCAUAUCUCAUGCUCUGUGGUCUUUGUAUAGUGACACACAGCUCAGGCUUGGGGAACAGAAGACUAGUGUUCUCUGAUUGGCAGAUGAACUGCAGGGGCCAGGAGUGCCCGCCCACCUAUGACCGGGACACAUCCUGUAGUAUGGUCAUUGCCCAGCACAGCCAGGGCAGGUUUCCUUGUGGGGGGGAGCCAGAACUGAGACCCGCCUCUCCCAUUUUCCAAACCUGACCUCUUACUCCCUCCACCAUUGUGACCCUUCCUUGCCAACUUUAGAUGAGGGUUUCCUGCUCUUGCCAUGUCCUUUGUCAAUUUCCAUGCCAUCCUCACCUCUUCUGGCUUCCAUGGC
Messenger RNA from Ailuropoda melanoleuca (giant panda), 3459 nucleotides. Its product is annotated as tigger transposable element-derived protein 1. The transcript is spliced from 3 exons. Gene Ontology annotation, molecular function: DNA binding. Gene Ontology annotation, cellular component: nucleus. The record is from RefSeq and is a predicted model, not a curated record. Lineage: Eukaryota; Metazoa; Chordata; Mammalia; Carnivora; Ursidae. Bases 693 to 3026 code for a protein of 777 amino acids.